CAAUUAAUUCUACUGUCAAUUCAUUUUCAGUUCAUCUUCUUUGAAUAAUUGUUCACUCAAACUAAUUAAUUUAGUAGUCUCAUUAUAAAAACAUCACAAUAUGACAACUAUCUAUUUGAAUUGUAUCGUUUUGAUCACAAUUGGUCUUUUCAUCGCAACAAGUGAUUCAUUUGUAAUCCAUCCUUUGAAAGCGAAAGAUGCCUACAAACCAAUACCGACUACUGAUCCAAUGGUCGUGAAAGAUGUCAACUUUGUUGUGUCGGAAAUCAAUCGACUCUCGGCUACCAAAUAUCUGGUUAAACCUUUGAAAAUCAAGAAAUCUGCCAUUCUAUUGAAUGAAUAUAUCAAUCUAACAUUUGAAGUUGGAACCACAGUUUGUCUUAAAGGUUCAUCAACACCACUUGAUAAAUGUACACUUGAUGCUAAAAAGCCAACUACGAUAUGCAAAGAGGUGAUAGUUGACAAUACACCUUGGAGAGAAGUUAAAAUGAAGGUAACCCAAUUUGGAAACUGUCAACCUUAAUAUCCAUGGUUAUGGUUCCCGUCAACGUCCAACCACUCACAAACGGCUUCUGCAAUAACAAAUACAAAUGAAUGUGAAGACAAAUAAAUAUACAUUAACCACUGUCCAACCUUACCUCGAAAAUUCGGAUUGAAAACAAAGAAUCCUUCCAAUUAAUACUUAACUUGAUCUGACCUGAGUUGUAAAUUGACCAUAAGAGAUAUUAAAGACGCUUUUUUACCUAUCAAAAAUGAA
Molecule: messenger RNA, 757 nt
Organism: Tetranychus urticae (two-spotted spider mite)
Lineage: Eukaryota; Metazoa; Arthropoda; Arachnida; Trombidiformes; Tetranychidae
Molecular function (GO): cysteine-type endopeptidase inhibitor activity
Source: RefSeq, a predicted model, not a curated record